CGCUGGCGGCGCGGGCGGUCGGUGGCCGCGAUUUCCCGCCAUUGUGAGAAGUGGAGGCUCGGAACGUCUCCCCCUCCUCCGGUCGCUGGCCAGCAGCUCCGAGGCGCUCGUCCCCGUCACCGCAGCCGCCUCUCCCUGAGACGCGCGGAGGCCCGUGGCUCGCGACGCCCCCCGCGCGUGGGAGGGCGCGGACGAAGAGCGGCCGAGCCCCCGAGGAGAAGCCGGGCUCCGAGCGCGCUCGGCCCGCAGAGGAGCGCCGCACGGGCCGCGCUGGCCCCGGCCCUCAGCGCCAUGCCCUGUGGAGAAGACUGGCUGAGCCACCCGCUCGGGAUCGUGCAAGGCUUCUUCGCACAAAAUGGAGUUAAUCCUGACUGGGAGAAGAAAGUUAUUGAAUACUUCAAGGAAAAGCUGAAGGAAAAUAAUGCUCCUAAAUGGGUACCAUCACUGAAUGAAGUCCCCCUUCAUUAUCUGAAGCCCAACAGCUUUGUCAAGUUUCGUUGCAUGAUUCAGGAUAUGUUUGACCCUGAGUUUUACAUGGGAGUUUAUGAAACAGUUAACCAGAACACAAAAGCACGAGUUCUUCAUUUUGGAAAAUACAGAGAUGUAGCAGAAUGUGGGCCUCAACAAGAACUUGACUUGAGCUCUCCAAGGUCUACCACUUUGGAAAGACAGACCUUCUACUGCGUCCCCGUGCCUGGGGAGUCUUCAUGGGUCAAAGAGGCCUAUGUCAAUGCAAACCAAGCUCGAGUCAGUCCCUCGACCUCCUAUACUCCCAGUAGGCACAAGAGGAGUUAUGAAGAUGAUGAAGAUAUGGACCUACAGCCCAGUAAACAGAAAGAGCAACAUUCAGGUGCCCGGCAAGCAGGAGGCCUCGGGGGCCUUCACUGGUGCGGAGAGCCAAAACGCUUAGAAACGGAAGCUUCCUCUGGGCAGCAGCUGAACUCCCUGAACCUCUCGUCCCCAUUUGAUCUGAACUUUCCUCUGCCAGGAGAAAAGGGUCCUGCCUGCCUCGUUAAGGUCUACGAAGAUUGGGAUUGCUUCAAAGUCAAUGAUGUUCUUGAGUUAUACGGUGUGCUCUCUGUGGACCCUGUCCUAAGCAUACUGAAUAAUGAAGAAAGGGAUGCCUCGGCACUGCUGGACCCCAUGGAGUGCACAGACAUGGUAGAAGAGCAGAGGGUACACAGCCCACCAGCUUCACUAGUGCCAAGAAUUCAUGUGAUUUUAGCCCAGAAGUUGCAACACAUCAAUCCAUUGUUACCCACUUGCCUUAACAAGGAGGAGAGCAGAAGUUGUCAGUUUGUGUCCAAUUUCAUGUCUGAGUUGUCUCCAGUCAGAGCAGAGCUACUUGGAUUCCUCACUCACGCGCUCUUGGGAGACAGUUUGGCUGCUGAAUAUCUUAUAUUGCAUCUCAUCUCUACAGUGUAUACAAGAAGAGAUGUUCUUCCACUAGGAAAAUUUACAGUUAACCUGAGUGGUUGCCCGAAGAACAGUACCUUCACGGAACACCUCUACCGGAUCAUCCAACAUCUUGUUCCAGCAUCUUUUCGUCUACAGAUGACAAUAGAAAACAUGAACCAGUUGAAACUCAUUCCCCACAAAGACUAUACAGCCAACCGACUGGUCAGUGGCCUCCUUCAGCUGCCCGACAACACUUCCCUGGUCAUUGAUGAGACUCUUCUGGAGCAAGGGCAGUUGGACACACCAGGUGUUCAUAAUGUAACUGCCCUGAGCAACCUGAUAACCUGGCAGAAGGUGGAUUACGACUUCAGUUAUCACCAGAUGGAGUUCCCAUGCAAUAUCAAUGUUCUCAUCACAUCUGAGGGGAGGUCACUACUUCCGGCAGACUGCCAGAUUCACCUGCAGCCCCAGCUGACACCACCCAACAUGGAGGAGUACAUGAACGGCCUGCUCUCGGCUGUGCUGCCAUCUAUGCUCAACAAGUUCCGAAUCUACCUGACCUUGUUGAGAUUCCUAGAUUACAACCUAUCAGACGACAUAACCAAGGCAGUUGAAGAUGAUUUUGUGGAAAUGCGUAAAAAUGACCCUCAGAGUAUCACGGCUGAUGAUCUCCACCAGCUGCUCGUGGUGGCUCGAUUUCUGUCUCUGAGCGUCGGUCAGACAACACUCUCCAGAGAGCGCUGGCUCCGAGCGAAGCAGCUGGAGCAUUCCAGGAAGAACAGGCUUCAGCAGCACAAGAGUGUGAAUGGGAACGAGCUUUAGAACUCUGAACGUGCGGGGAACGGCAAGCUACGGCCUCUGUGCUGUACAAUCCACAGUCCUUUAUACCACAUGGUUUUAUAGGUAAUUUGUAUCCAAAAAACAGUGACUUUUCCUGAAAUCAAGUCUGGUGACACCUAAAGUUUAUAUGAUUCUCUGUAAGGAUUUUUACCUUACUGGUUUUAUGGAGUUUUGGAGUUUGUUUUAUAAUUAGUUAUGAUGUACAAAAAUGUAUUUGAUAUUAAAGGUUUAAUAAUGAUAAUGUUGCUGAUCACACACUUUCUUAGCCACAGCUACAUCUUAGACCAGACUAUGAAGUGCCAGCUUCCUCUGCAGAGUUAUUUGAAGAGCUGUGUUAAUUCAGAACAGGUCUGAGUGACAAGUUCCAGAUGUGACUUCUGUAGUGUCAUUUUCUACACAGUUGCCACAGAAGCAGUUUCCCAUGUACCAGCUGUAACAGCCGGCAGAACUGGCCUUUCCCCUGGCAGCAGUUCCUGGCUUUCAGAUUUCAUAGACUGGUAAUACCUUUCUGGGGUAGGGGUGCCAAUUGAUUUUGCCAAGUCAUUUGAAAGAAAAAGAAGAAAACACACUGUGAUCACUAUUUUGUUUUCAUAAAGGACAUUCUCAGAACACGAGCACCUUUUAAUGGAAUAAAUGCAGCUUUGUGAAGACCACCACAUUGUCCUUAACUUUUCUCAUCUCCUGCAUCUGUCACCUGCAACUGACAUUUUAUGGGAUUGCGGGGACACUGCUCUCGUGGAACCUUGUCCAGACAUGAAAAAAUGCUACUUAAACAGUAAAGUUUGAGGGGAGGAACCUUUCUUUAUUUUUUGGUGCUGUUUAUCGAAUCCUGGCUUCUCAUACAUGCUAGAGAAGUGUAGUCUCCAUUGAGCUACAUCCCCAGCCUGUGCAGGGUGGAGAUGUUUUUCAUUUUCCUCAUUAUUUAACUGACUCGAUGAAUGUACUGCAUUUUGAGCUUUUAAUAAAAGUAACACCAUUUACUAGUGCAGUAAAGGCCCAUACAGUUACAGGUAGCUUUUCCUCCGACCAAUUCAUUUUGAUAUGUGUAUUUUCAAAUGAACAAAAAUGUUAGUACUUAUAACUAGCAAGUUAAUGUAGUAUAAUGGCGAUUGUAACAACAAGAAUCUUUAGAAAAGUUAGAACCUCGCUGUUAUUCUCAUCUACUGUGUGUAUGAAGAUGAAUUCACUUGGAAACAGAUGAAUGCAGUGGUCCCUUAAUUUCUUUCCUGCUAACCAAGGAAACAGGGUCGGCCUUGAUAAAUCAAGGGAGUCGCCUAAUGGAAGGAAGUACAAACUACUAGUUAUUCAGCAUUCUUUUCUGCAAAUCUAUUUUUAUAAGUUAAUGUAAAUAAUGUUCAUACUAGAAUUCUAACUGGUUUUCAUUUUUAUAACUGGUAGACAGAUCUUCCUUAAACUUUUGAAAAUAAAGUGUUCACAUAGAUUUUUGAAAAUGCAUUUUCUUUGUCCUAGAACAAAGUUUUUAGUUUGUCAAACUGUACCAAUGUAAACUGUAAUUUACCAAAGAGAAGUCAUCUUUUUGCUUGGUCUUACAGAAAAGUUCCCAUAAAUAACCCUGUCCAGUAAAUAAAACUUCCAGACUGCCAGUACCAUGGGCCAUUUUUCAUGAAUUAGAAAUACAGGAUAGCAGCUCCUCAAGUUGAACUGGAAGAGAUGGGCUCGGCGGCUUUCUGAGGCACCGUCUCUCCCUUGCCUACACACACAUGUUCACAUCUGUAGCUCUGAGCUGGAUCAGAUAGGAACCCUGACCAGGCAGCUAGGUCUCUUUGGAAAUAACCAUUGCUUUAACUUCUGUUGUCACAUCUCUUCAUGGAUUGUUUCUUUGGAAACAUGCAUUAUCUUCCCAUCUGGCCUGGCUUAAUACUGAAGACCCUUAAAAAAAAAAAAAAAGGAGUGGGGGAAGACUGCAGCAGUUUUUAAUGUCUGGGAUUUGAAAUACAGUUUUCAUUUUUAAUUAGAAAUUGAAAAUUCAAAACGAGUAUUUGGUUAUAGCAAACUUAGCAUUUAUGAAUUCUUUGAUUGAAAACGACUCUUAUUAUUAAAUGCUAUACAAGAAAUCCUCAGACACUGAUGU
This is a messenger RNA of Mus pahari (shrew mouse), 4330 nucleotides long. RefSeq names its product minichromosome maintenance complex binding protein (gene Mcmbp). The transcript has 16 exons. Gene Ontology annotation, molecular function: chromatin binding. Lineage: Eukaryota; Metazoa; Chordata; Mammalia; Rodentia; Muridae. The coding region runs from base 292 to 2220 and encodes 642 amino acids. Gene Ontology annotation, biological process: DNA-templated DNA replication. The record is from RefSeq and is a predicted model, not a curated record.